AUGGAUCCUAAAAAGGGUACCAUCCAUCAAAAUUCUGUUAUUAAUGCGAGAAUUGCAACAUGGUUAACAGAGGAUGAAAUAAAACACGCACUUUCUGCAGAGCAAUUUAUAUCAAAGCUUAACGAUACUCAAAAAGAAGAAUUGAAAGUUUGCACUGAUUCACUUUCUCUCUUUGAAGCAUUAGAUAUAAAUAACAGUAUUAAUGCAUUUAACUUCAUGUGCGUAAAACCACAACCCGCAAAGAGAGGAACUAGAUACCUUGCUAUUCUUCAAGAAAAUAAAAACCUUACUGCUAUUGAUGUAGCCACUAAUUUGGUAACUCAUAUCGGAACCGUAGAACGCGUAACAUCGAAGCCAAAAAGAACUUUAUUCUUUAAAUUGACAACGGAAAAGAAACCACGCGAAUUUUCAGUGAAACAUCAAUUAGAAUCUCUCCAAGAUUGCCUGGAAGGAAUUGUCAAGCCGAAUAAGACUAAUAUUCAUCCUUUAAUCGUUUUACUUCAGCCGUUUAUCGAAUUACCCGAAGAAGUUCCAAGUACGUUCCCAGAGCAUUUCGAUUACAUCAUCAAAGAAAGCUUUACGAAACUGAUAUUAUCUGCCAAUACGUCAAUCUUGAAUGCUUUACAAGAUAUCGCACUUCCCUCAGCAGGCACACGAAAUAUUGGCGAUCUUAUUGCCUAUUUGGGUAUUAAUCAUCAUCAAUUAUUUUUCAUCGUUAAUGCUCUUUUGCCAAUCUGCUUUGAUAAAAUCAAAUCACCAUCGCUUAUUCUACGUGGAGAAAGUAUUGUGACAAGAGUUAUCAAUACUACAAGAAAUCACUACUGUUCCGAAUAUUAUUCAGAUUUAAUUCAAAAACUUGAAGCAGCAGUAACAAGUUUGAACUCAUCUGAAGAAUUCCUACCAGCCGCAAUUGAAGUUCUUCGUCAAAACCCACCACCUGCCAUUUUACGAUUAUUAAUGCUUUCUGCUAACAAUGCUGCCAAAGAAAGAUUCCCAGAAGAACCAAAUGCAGGAAAUUUCGCAAUGUCAAAUGUUUAUUUGCUCAGAGGCCUUGGUCCAAAACUCACACCAAAGAACCCAGAUUUACAGCUCAAAUAUUCACUCAUUACAAUGCUUUUCAACUUUACAAACAAUCCUAACGUAGUUCCUUUCACUCCUUACCUUAGAGAUUAUUUAUCUUCUCUUAUUCAAGAUAUAAAUUACGAGGAAAUUCAGAAUUUACAACCAAUUCCUGACAAGGAAAUAGACUCAUUGCUCAAAGAGACAUUUAUUUUCUUCUUAACACAAAGAACACAAUUUAAGGAAUAUCUUGAGAAACCAUUCACUUAUUCCAAGCAUGCAGUGCAGAUUUUCUUAGAGCAAUGCGUUCGCUUACUUCAAUGA
Messenger RNA from Trichomonas vaginalis G3, 1383 nucleotides. Its product is annotated as GTPase activation domain, GAP family. The record is from RefSeq and is a predicted model, not a curated record. The transcript has a single exon. Bases 1 to 1383 code for a protein of 460 amino acids. Lineage: Eukaryota; Parabasalia; Trichomonadida; Trichomonadidae.